AUGAAGUCUAUGCAGAUACUCGCGCUCGCCGCUGGGCUCUUCGCCGUUGCCAAUGCCUGGGGGACUGACGUCCACACUUCCUACACCACGAUCGUCACUACGGCCUACGAGACGUACUGCCCUUCUCCUACAACGUUUGUCCACCAUAAUGUGACUUACACCGCAACGACCGCAACAACCCUCACGAUCACCAACUGCCCCUGCACCAUCACAACUCACCAACCACCCCCUUACACGACGACAAAGACCCUCCCCCCUCCCCCUCCUCACGCAAACACGACCACAACCUCCUGCCCGCCCGACCAGACGACCAUCGUAACCAGCACAAAGACCCUCCCCCCUCCCCCUCCUCACGCAAACACGACCACAACCUCCUGCCCGCCCGACCAGACGACCAUCGUAACCAGCACAAAGACCCCCAAGCCCCCUCACCCAACCUACCACAACACCACCAUCCUCACGCACACCCCUAAGCCUCCUCACACCCACUCGCCCAAGCCCCCUCACCACAACGGCACCACCUCCACGACCGUCAUCGUCGUCACCCCUCCCGCGGAGACAACCCUCGCCGGCGUAACCCCCGUCGCGCCGCCCCAGCUCACCACCACGAAGCCAGACUCGCCGCCCACAAACACCCCCGUGGGCCCCACGACUACGCGCCCCGUCACCGUUCCCGGCAGCGGAGCGGAGCAUCUCGGCGCCGGCCUCGGCGCGGUCGCUCUCGCGGGUCUCUUUGCUCUGCUCAUCUAA
Messenger RNA from Colletotrichum siamense, 750 nucleotides. RefSeq names its product Clock-controlled protein 6 (gene ccg-6-1). The transcript is spliced from 3 exons. The record is from RefSeq and is a predicted model, not a curated record. The coding region runs from base 1 to 750 and encodes 249 amino acids. NCBI's taxonomy places the organism in Eukaryota, Fungi, Ascomycota, Sordariomycetes, Glomerellales, Glomerellaceae.